CAUCCAUCCCCUCAGCGGCCUCCACCCAUGUCUCCAAUUUCGUUCCCGACCAAUUCCCCUUCACCUCGUGAUAUCUCCUCUCGAUCAAAACCUCCAACCAUCUCACCCCCGCGCCUCCAUACUCGCAGCCGCUAUAGCCUCUGGACGCGUGUGCACUCGAGCAGAGGGCUUCGUCUCCGCGACCACUAAAGCAGGAGCUCCCACGGCCACUCAAUCGCCAAGGAGUCACGCGUCCCCAUGGCCGUCCACGAGCUCCACCCAUGGACAGCAGCCGGAGCCUCGCGCCACCAGUCUCUAGCUCGCCCCACAAGCUGCCCCGACCCCGCCGCUGUCAGCAGGAACUCCACCCCUCCAUGGAAGUUCCGCAAACAGUCAUCGUCCUCGCCGAAGAACCGACAGCCGCGCAUCGAGCGCCGCCUCUUCCCGGUCAAUCCCCGCCAUCUCCAUGUCGCAAGCACGCCGAAAGCACCAGCGCCGCCCCUGCUCUGCUUCCUGGAACGGUCGCUGUUGCUAUCAGCUUUGUUGCGUGCCUGCGAGCACGCACGGCAGCGCCAUGGACCUCCGCUACCUCGAGCUUCCCUGCGCCCCAGACCAUGUCCCCUCGGUGACGAAUCCGCACGUCCCGCCGCCCAAGCUCCGUCCGGCCAUCUCCUCGCCUCGCUGGAGCUGCCUCCUGUUGCGCCGCCCCUGCAACGAGCGAGGAGCUCGCCUACCUGUGUCAACCGCCCGAGAUGACACCGUGCGUAGAUCCGAUCGGGGCAGACAUGGUCCAGUCUCGCCACGGCCCAGCUGCGUGCAAAGGCCCAGGCCUAGCACACCAGAUGUGCUCGCUUUCAGGCCCGCGUGGUGAACGUCCCCCUUAGCCCAAUCUUUCACCCUGGGCGUAUCAUAGUUGUGUUGCUUCCAACAGAUUCGGCCCAUUGUAUUUUUUUUCUUCCUCACAACGAAUUUGCCUAAUUAUCCACUGAAUAACAGAUUUGCACAAAAAACCCUAGACUUCAUGCA
Molecule: messenger RNA, 1005 nt
Organism: Hordeum vulgare subsp. vulgare (domesticated barley)
Lineage: Eukaryota; Viridiplantae; Streptophyta; Magnoliopsida; Poales; Poaceae
Exons: 2
Coding region: 238-735 (165 amino acids)
Source: RefSeq, a predicted model, not a curated record